This is a messenger RNA of Theileria orientalis strain Shintoku, 3054 nucleotides long. RefSeq names its product transcription modulator. The record is from RefSeq and is a predicted model, not a curated record. The coding region runs from base 1 to 3054 and encodes 1017 amino acids. Gene Ontology annotation, molecular function: nucleosome binding. Gene Ontology annotation, cellular component: FACT complex. Gene Ontology annotation, biological process: positive regulation of transcription elongation by RNA polymerase II; transcription elongation by RNA polymerase II. The transcript is spliced from 12 exons. Lineage: Eukaryota; Apicomplexa; Aconoidasida; Piroplasmida; Theileriidae.
AUGGCAGAUGCCAAAAGAUCGGUGAAUAUAAAUUUUGAGGAGGUUUCUUUGAAAUUAAAAAAAUUAUUCGAAGUCUUUAAAAAGCACCAACAUGACAAACUCGAUGUUAUUUUUGUGUGCACAGGAAAAUCGCAGACCGAUGCUAAUUCGACUUCUUCUGAAAUGCUCCAGCUAUGGUUGACAGGAUUUCAAUUCCCUGAAACACUAUUCGCCUUCAGUUCAGACGGAACGUGGUAUGUACUCACAUCUCCCAAAAAAGGGCAAUACUUGGAGCCGGUUUCAAAGCACUAUGAAAAGGUUAAAUUCUUCCGAAGACAACCAGGUCAAACUGACGAAGAAUCACUAAAAAAAAUAUUCGAAAACUACGACUGUGUAGUCGGAUACUUAAACCAUCCAAAGCCAAUGGGAGACUUUUCAGACUUCUGCUUCGAUUUUGUGAAGAAUAUGAAGAAGAAGGACGUGACAGUGGACAUAACGAGUGUUAUGGCAGUGAGAACGAAGAUAGAACUGGAAGUCCAGAAGCAAUCGUCACAACUAGCAUGUAGCGUGAUGAAGAGCCUGCUGAUAAACCAAAUUGAAGAGGUCUUGGACUCGGAGUCUAAGAGAACGCACGCAAGCCUAGUGUCGAGCGUGUUGGACGUGCAGAGUGACGCUAAAUUCGUGGAGAAGAUGCAAAAGAAGUUUUCAAUGAACCCGUCCGAUAUGGAAGUGAUUUACAGUAACGUACAAAGUGGAAACAACUAUGUGUUGUCAAUUGGAGUUAAGCCGACGGAAGAUAACCUGUCCCACGACCCAGGAAGCAUAAUAGUGUCAGUGUGUUCGAAGUACAACGAGCUGUGCGCGUGCGUCACAAGAACACUGAUACUGGACGGAACACAGUACAUGAAAGAAGUGUAUAAGUUCGUGCUUAAAGUAUUUGAAUACGCACUCACAGUACUGAAAGUGGGAAGUACAUUUGAGUCAGUAUACACGAGCGUAUACGAGUACGUGGCGAAAGAAAGAACAGGUUAUGAGCAGAACAUGGUAAAGAGCAUAGGACACACUAUAGGAAUAGAGUUCAAGGACGCACAGUUUAUACUGACAGCAGAUAAUAAGAACGUAAUCGAAAAUGACAUGGUAUUCCACCUGAGUAUCGGAUUCCUGGAGUUCAAAGAUGAUAAGAGGUUCGCAGUAUGGGUGGGAGACACAGUACACGUCUCAGAAUCAGGAAGUGAAGUGAUGACAUCACUGAUGAGCAAGGGCUUGGAGAACAUAUCAUACGAGCUGGAGGAGGAAGAGGAGGUGAAGAAGGAAGAAGAAGAAGAGGAGGACGAAGAGGAUGGUAAAAAGAGGCCAGUAGUGUCGUCACAGAUACUAAGGGACGCAGAUACAGUGAUACUGAAGGACAGGCUGAGAAACAGAGGAGGAGUAAGCAAGGAGGAAAUGGAAACACUGCUAAAACAUCAGAAAAAGUUAAGAGACCAGAAGAUAGAGGAAAUAACAAAGAGAGUUAAAGAUGGAACAGGAUUAGCAGGAGAUUCGAAGCAGAAGCAAGUAGUGAAGAUGGAUAAAAUAAAAGUAUUCCAAAAUCCAGACUCUUUUUCAAACGAAAUGGCACCAAACAAGAUAUUUGUCGACUGGAGAAAUGAAGUGGUGAUGCUGCCAUUUAACGGAUAUCACCUACCAUUCAGCGUCAUGAUAAUAAAAAACGUGACGUGUAACCCGGAGGAAAACAAUAACGUGUACACACUGAGAAUUAACUUCCAAGUACCAGGAUCACACACAUUUAGCGGAAGGAAUGAAAUGAACCCACUGCCAGACCUGCAGCAAGAAAACUCAAUAUUUAUAAAAGAAGUGCUGUAUAAGUCGAAGGACAUCAAGCACCUGCAGAGCGUGUUCAAGAGCCUGAAGGAGCUGAUAAAGCAGAUGAAGCAGAGAGAAAACGAUGACAUGGGACUGACGUUAGCAGACCAGGAAAAGUUAAACCUGAAUAAAACAGGAAAGAGAAUAGUGCUGAAAGACCUGAUGAUAAGACCAUCAAUACACGGCUCAAGAAGAGUGCUGGGAUUUUUAGAGGCACACCACAACGGACUGAGGUACCUGGUCAACUCGAGAGACAGAGUGGACAACGUGGACAUAUCGUACGCGAACGUACGCCACGCAAUAUUCCAGCCGUGCCAAAGAGAGCUUAUAGUGCUGCUGCACUUCCACCUUAAGUCGCCAAUACUAGUAGGGAAGAAGAAGACGCUCGACGUGCAGUUCUACUCGGAAGUAGGAACGCAGAUCGAUGACCUGGACAACAGAAGAGGAAGGUCGUACAAUGACCCGGAUGAAACGCUAGAGGAAAUGAGAGAAAGGGAGCUGAAGAGGAAGUUUAACACGGACUUUAAGAUGUUCGUCUCGCAGCUGAAGGAGCUGUCGUCAGUGAAGAUAGACCUGCCAAUAAGGGAACUCAUGUUCACAGGAGUGCCGCUGAAAUCAAACGUGGAGAUUCUGCCAACAGUAAACUGUCUGGUGCACCUGGUGGAGUGGCCACCCUUUGUGCUGGCACUGAACGAUAUAGAAAUAGUGUCGCUGGAACGCGUGCAGCACGGACUGAGGAACUUUGACAUCGUCUUCGUAAACAAAGACUACUCGAAGCCAGUGAAGAGAAUAGACCUGGUGCCAGUGGAGUACCUUGACACAAUAAAGAAAUGGCUGAACGAGUUGGAUAUAGUAUGGUACGAAGGAAAGAAUAACCUGCAAUGGACGAACAUCCUGAAAACGAUACUGGAGGAUGUGGAAGCAUUUGUUGAAAAUGGAGGAUUUGACGGAUUCUUAGGAGAAGGAGACGAAGAAGAAGAGGAGGAAGAAGAGGAAGAUGACGAUGAAGACUUCGAAGAAGAGGAGGACGAGGAAGAAGAAGAUAGCGAAGAAGACUACAGUGAGUCAUUAGCAGACGAGGACGAAGAAGACGAAGAAGAAGAGGAAGAUAGUGAAGAUGAAGGGCUGUCAUGGGAUGAAUUGGAAGAAAGAGCAAAGAAGGCAGACUCGAAUAGAGUCUACGACGAAAGAAAACCAAAGCGUCGCAAAUAA